Molecule: messenger RNA, 1384 nt
Organism: Daldinia vernicosa
Lineage: Eukaryota; Fungi; Ascomycota; Sordariomycetes; Xylariales; Hypoxylaceae
Product: SCO1 protein
Exons: 2
Coding region: 313-1182 (289 amino acids)
Biological process (GO): intracellular copper ion homeostasis; mitochondrial respiratory chain complex IV assembly
Cellular component (GO): mitochondrial inner membrane
Molecular function (GO): copper ion binding; copper chaperone activity
Source: RefSeq, a predicted model, not a curated record
GUGGUAAAGACCUAAAGGUAAGAUUGUGUUACGUCUACAUAAUGUACUUCAGCUCUAUAAGAUUCGAUAUAAGGUUAGGAGAUACGUAUGUAGGUACAUGUAUUUAUGUGGCUGAAGCUACCACAAGCGGCGUACCUUAGGUAUUCGGCCAGACGCCAAGACCCCGGAAAUAGCCGACCUAGGAAUUAUCUCAACUGACCAUUCGUCGAAGCUCCAUACAAUAAUUUUUAAGCUAGGUACCUACUCGAACAGCCCAAAUCGAAUAGACAAGUCGCAGAUCUCGCAACCCGUAAGGUGCUGGUGUUUACAAAGAUGUCGCAUUCAAUAGCAGCUCCGCAACGGCUCAUACGGCCUCUUCUGCAAACCCGCCCUCGAACGCAACAAUGCCGCCGCUUUCUCUCGACGUCCCCCUCCACUUCGACAUCCUCUCCGCGACGACCCACCGCAGUACUCUCGCACCCCCAGCAACAAUGUACAGCCAACGCUCGACCCUUGGAGCAGCGACGAUAUAAGUCGAAGACGGUGGAGGAGGCGCUUAGUAGAUACCGGACAGGGCCCUUCUCGUGGAAGGCAGGCUUGCUGUUCGUGCUCACGAGCGCGGGGCUCGUAUGGUACUUCGAGCACGAGAAGCAGCGCAUGCAGCGCAAGCGCUUGGCCGAGGCUACCAAGGGUGUUGGGCGGCCUAAGGUUGGAGGGGAUUUCGAUCUGAUUGAUCAGGAUGGGAAACCAUUUUCGAGUAGGGAUUUGAAGGGUCGACAUUCCCUGGUCUACUUCGGAUUCACGCACUGUCCGGACAUCUGCCCGGAGGAACUCGACAAGAUGGCGCGGAUGUUUGACCUAGUCGAGGAGAAGUUGCCGGGAGCCCUGACGCCCGUGUUCGUGACGUGCGACCCGGCGCGUGACGACCCCAAGGUGCUCAAGUCGUAUCUAGCCGAGUUCCACCCGCGGUUUAUAGGGUUGACGGGCACAUACGAGCAGAUCAAGGACAUGUGCAAAGCGUACCGUGUCUACUUCAGCACACCGCGAGACGUCAAGCCUGGCCAGGAUUAUUUGGUCGAUCACAGCAUUUACUUCUACCUGAUGGACCCCGAGGGCGACUUCGUAGAGGCACUGGGACGCCAGCAUAGCCCCGAGCAGGCGGCGAAGGUUAUAUUGGAUCAUAUAAAGGAUUGGAAGAAAUAAGUGACCUGUGAUAUUAUCUAGUUACUCGGUUGAUACUAUGAUGUAUCAAUUCUGCCCAUACCCAUAAAGGCGUGCUGUGUAUAUUGUAUAAACAAAACAGGAAUCGAUGCGCGAGCCUGGGCUGGAUAAUUCACCUCUACGUUGUAUAAAGAUUACCAUUGCCAUUAACAAAAUACCCAUCUUCGCCUCAAAUAUAAAAUAC